Molecule: messenger RNA, 2743 nt
Organism: Humulus lupulus (European hop)
Lineage: Eukaryota; Viridiplantae; Streptophyta; Magnoliopsida; Rosales; Cannabaceae
Product: mitogen-activated protein kinase kinase kinase 5
Exons: 11
Coding region: 246-2345 (699 amino acids)
Biological process (GO): protein phosphorylation
Molecular function (GO): ATP binding; protein kinase activity
Source: RefSeq, a predicted model, not a curated record
GGAGACAAUCUUCCCGUUUGGCGUGGGAGUACGUUGCAAAACGCGUCUUCCAUAGCCACUCGGCUUUGCUUUCUUUUUCCGUUAUCUUCUUUCUCAAACCAUAACCAUAACCAGAAGAACUAACUUCCUCCAUUGUCAUGGUUUCUUUUCAUCAUCAUCAUCAUCAUCAUCUUCUUCUUCUUCUUCGUUUGUCUUUUCUUCAACCCUUUUGUUGAAACUACGUACGAUCCCAAUGCUUUUCAGCUAUGCGUUGGUUACCGAACAUAUCUUUCUCUUCUUCUUCUUCUUCUUCUUCCUCUUUACGAGCUUCUCCGACCCAACCCGGACCCGGACCCGGACCCGCUGACUCUGCCCAUAAGACAUCUGCAGAAGGGGAUCGCCAUGUCCGAGGGGUAUGGCGAUUUGGUUCCAAAAUGAAGAUCUCCCGUCAGAGGAAGCUUCGGCCUUUGAGCGACCGUGGUGUUGUAUCGGGACAACCCAAAUGGUCUGACUCCCAAUGGGGUCUCCAUAAAUGUGCUAGUGGUCAUGAUAGGUUACCGGCUCGUACUGCCUCCGCUUCGGCUCUUCCUCAACCUCUGCCGUUACCGGAGAUUUCUCCUGUUUGUCGCCGGAAAGAGGGGUUAGUGGUUGGUUCUAGUUCUUAUCGGGACUUUGAUUGCCCCCUCCCCUCGCCCAAGCUUAAUGGGAAUACAAAAGGAGUUGAGGACCGAGAUAAGGACAGAGCUGACCAUGUUGCCGGAGAUGGUGUCUUGGUUAGCCCUAAAACUCAGAGUAAGUUUUUUUCCCAAGAGAUGAAAAAUAGUGCAAAUUCAGAUUUGUCUGAGAGAAGGGCAGCUUGGAAGGGUCGUCAAAAUGAGAAAGGUUUACAAAAUUUCAGAGUGGAGGUUCCAAUUAGGAGUGCUCCAACUAGUCCUUUCUCAAGUCCUGCACUAAGUCCCCAGAGGCCAAGUUUUGAUAUGGCAAAAUACUAUCGUGCCAUGAUUCCUAAACCAAAUCAAGUCUGGUCCGCGCCAGAGAUGCCAUUCACAGAUAUGAUGACAGGGCCUCCCCCUGCAUACUAUGAUGGUUCUCCAUACAGUUCUCCUACCAACAGUCCACCAGGAAGAAGUAUAAGCCAAAUGUGCAAAAGCCCAAAUGGGUCUUCAUCCCCAUUAUACCAAGGAAGAUUAUCCUUUGACACCUCACGUAGGGAAAGUAUUGCUCCUCUUGAGGUUCAUCGGUUACCUCUUCCUCCUGUAGCUGCAAGCCCUUCACCUUCCCAUCAUGUUCCCCAAGUUACUGCUAAACCAGAGCCAGUGUUAAUGCAAAGUCAAUGGCAAAAGGGAAAGCUUAUUGGUCGUGGAACAUUUGGAAGUGUUUAUGUUGCCAGCAACCGUGAAACUGGAGCAUUAUGUGCCAUGAAAGAAGUUGAACUAUUUCCUGAUGACCCAAAAUCUGCAGAGUGUAUAAAGCAGUUGGAGCAGGAAAUCAAAGUACUCAGUCAGCUCAAGCAUCAAAAUAUUGUCCAGUAUUAUGGAAGUGAAACAGUUGAUGAUCGAUUUUAUAUAUAUUUGGAGUAUGUUCAUCCUGGUUCAAUAAAUAAGUAUGUAAGAGAACAUUGUGGAGCCAUUACAGAGUCUGUUGUUCGCAAUUUUACUAGACAUAUUCUCUCUGGAUUGGCUUACCUACAUAGCAAAAAGACCAUUCACAGGGACAUUAAGGGAGCUAACUUGCUGGUUGACUCAACGGGUGUUGUUAAGCUUGCUGACUUUGGAAUGGCUAAACAUCUUACUGGACAUGUAGUGGAACUUUCUAUGAAAGGAAGUCCAUAUUGGAUGGCUCCAGAGCUCAUGCAUGCAGUGAUGCAGAAAGAUAACAACUCUGAUCUUGCUUUUGCUAUUGACAUUUGGAGUUUGGGUUGCACCAUUAUCGAAAUGCUCACUGGAAAACCUCCUUGGAGUGAAUAUGAAGGGGCUGCAGCCAUGUUUAAAGUUUUGAAAGAUUCCCCACCCAUACCCGAAACGCUAUCAUCAGAGGGCAAGGAUUUCUUGCAAUGCUGCUUUCGGAGAAAUCCUGCAGAUAGACCAACAGCAGCCUUGUUACUCGAACAUCGAUUUUUAAAGAACUCGCAGCAGUUAGAUGUCUCCUCUUGUUGCAUACAAGCAUUUAGUGGCAUUAACAUAGCGGAUAAAACUACUCACAGUCCAACGACAACUGAAGACAAACAUAGUCAAUCAACAUAUUAUCUUACUCCUACACAAAUCAAUGGAGAAAAGUUUGCCUCUGAGAGCUCCAGCUUCACGCAAUAUUGUUUUUCUCCAGUGAGAUUGGACACCAAGCUCGUUGUUGGGAUACUUCCAAGCUGACAGUGGCGCUCCCGCCCAGCCGUACACCGCGUUCUACCCUUGAGGCCUUUCCAAGCUUAUCUCCUCCGCGGUCCCCUCGCGCAGCAGCCUACUGGCCAUGAGAGGGGCGCUUUCAAUUGACAUGUAGAGAGGAAAUUCCUACUUCAUGUAAUUGGUUUUGGUAAUAUAAUUGAGCUAUAUAUAAACUCUACUUAACACAAAUAGAAAAAUGUCAAGCUAAAUCAUGAAGUUGUGUGUAAUUUAGACAUCAGUUGUUUUUGGUUGCUGGCUUUUCUAGAAAUUCAAUUUUUGUUUAGAUCAUACUUUUCACCAACAUGUACAAUAAAAAUUGAGUCAAAAGUGGAUAUGUAGAUAUUGUUACAAAAAUUUUAUCAUAUCAUUCAACUUUGUUUCUUUUA